Messenger RNA from Dromiciops gliroides (monito del monte), 3678 nucleotides. It is a transcript of the gene AIF1L, whose product is annotated as allograft inflammatory factor 1 like. Bases 120 to 584 code for a protein of 154 amino acids. NCBI's taxonomy places the organism in Eukaryota, Metazoa, Chordata, Mammalia, Microbiotheria, Microbiotheriidae. Gene Ontology annotation, biological process: ruffle assembly; actin filament bundle assembly. The transcript has 6 exons. Gene Ontology annotation, cellular component: actin filament; ruffle membrane. The record is from RefSeq and is a predicted model, not a curated record. Gene Ontology annotation, molecular function: calcium ion binding; actin filament binding.
AGCACCGCCGGUCCCUCCACCCUUCGGCUGCCCUCAGCCACUGACGCCUCUGGCCAGAGGACUCCACAGCCCACUUCACCGACUCUGCUUUGGAGGUUUCGCACCAGAGAGCCAGAAAGAUGGACUUCGGCAUGUCUGUUGCCCUGAGCAAGAGAUUCCAAGGAGGGAAAGCAUUCGGCUUGCUGAAAGCCCGGCAGGGGAGGAGGCUGGAGGAAAUUAACAGGGAAUUUCUCUGUGACCAGAAGUACAGUGAUGAAGAAAACCUGGAGGAAAAGCUCACAGCCUUCAAGGAGAAGUAUAUGGAAUUUGACCUGAACAAUGAAGGAGAAAUCGACCUGAUGUCCCUGAAGCGGAUGAUGGAGAAGUUAGGUGUCCCAAAGACCCACCUGGAGAUGAAGAAGAUAAUUUCCGAGGUGACAGGUGGGGUCAGUGAUACCAUCUCCUACCGGGACUUUGUGAAUAUGAUGCUUGGGAAACGUUCAGCUGUCCUCAAGCUAGUCAUGAUGUUUGAAGGAAAAGCCAAUGAGAGUGCCCCCAAGCCUGUCGGCCCUCCUCCCGAGAGAGACAUUGCCAGCCUACCCUGAAAGUCCUUGCUCUACCUGCCUGCCUGCUUCCCCGGCCAGCACUCAGCUGGACUUCUAGUGUCUCCUUAUGACUUUUCUUGUUUGUUUGUUUGUUCCUUAUUGCUUUGUGGGUUUUGUUUGCUCCUUGUUGGUUUGUUUUUCUUUCAUUUUUUACGUUAAAAAGUUUUAGUGAUUUUUUUUUUAAAGGCACAAACUAAUCUGCCUUAGGGGAGUUAGAAAAUGGGAGGAAUCCAGUGCCUUUGGUCCCCUCCCUUCUUUUGCAGAAGGGCUCAUCUGACUUGAGAUGAAUGUUGGGGUAUCGCUGAUAUUAAACCAAAUACCCAUCCUUGGAGACCACUAUUUCCUUUCUUCCAUGAGGUCUCUGGGUAAAAUUAGGUGCACUCCAUUGUGAGAUAAGGGACCUUAGAUUUGGGACCUGCAGAUAUCUUCCCACUUCUCCUAGUAGCUUUUGGGGUGAUCUGAGCCAGAAUUUCACUUUACCUGCCUCUUACUGUCCACAGGACUCUGUGGUCCUGAUGAUAUAGAUGCCUUCUCCAUGGAUAGCAUACUAGAAGGCUGGGAGCAUAGGCAAAAUAGCUGCCUACCACUAAGGUUUUCCCCAUCUGCUCUGUGGUCCCAGCUGCCCCUAGACCUGUCUUCUAGAACUCAGGCUGGUCAGCCUUUCCAUUUGGUAUAAUCCGGGUCUCCAGUAAUUUUGCUAGCUCUAAGCCCCGACUCCUGUCAUCACGAGUGAAGGAAAGAGAAGGUGCUGAAAUCAAGCUGCAAGGAUUGAAAAGAAAAGAGAGGGCAGAAGAAAGAACUAAAAAGUUGGGCCCAACAGAGGAUCACAAGAAAGUUACCUUUGGGACCUUGCUUUCUGGAAAUGAACACAUCUGGGGGCCACUGAUGACCAUGAGGGGAGGAACAAGCUAACUCCCAGGUGGCUGAGAAGUGAUGGUAAUUAUUGGACUGGACAAGAGAGAUGUGAGGGAAAAAAAAGGAAAAAAAAAAGAGAUGUGAGAAAAAGCUGAGGGGGCUUUUAGGGAUCUUCCUUCUAACUUUUAGCUAUGUGACCGUCACAGAGAGUCAGCACAGUCCCAGUCCCAUUUCAAGGGAGGAUCUUGAAAAAAGCAUCAGAGACCAGUGGGGAACUGAGAAACCACAGCACCAAAAUGUUACACCUGACUCUCUAUGAAGAACUAGCAUUGGAACCCUCGGGGAGAGGAGGUCACCCUUCUGGCCAUGACCCAGUUGGUUGUCUACUCCCUUCAGAAAGCUUUAAUGCCUCUUGAUAGCAAAGUCCUAGUAUCUUGCAAACCUCCAUCUGGGUUUUGUUUUCAAAUUGCCUCCCUGGUUUCUCUGAGCAGGAUAUCUCUGACAUAUCCCUAAGUUGUUGUAUUAUAGAAACAGAAUGGCAGAGCUGGAGGGAAUUUUGGACAAUGGAACAUUAGAACUGGAGACCCUCUGGUCCAACCUUAUUGUUAGUAAAUAGCUGAGACUAAAACUGUCUCUUGUGGCUGAAAAAGAGAGAGAGAGAGCCAGAAGGAAAUUCUUGGUAUCUGCUUUGUGUAAAACCUAUGCUAGGUGAAGAUGACUGGCUACCUCAGUACAUACCUUUAUAAUCUAGCAUUAGCAUGUGGAGUCCAUUUGCCUGGACUGUCCAUCUUAUUCCUUUCCUUAAAGACCUCUCUGCCUCCUGCUCUCCCAAGCUUCAGAAAGCUAAACCUUUGAAAUCCUUGUAGAAAACUGCAACGUUAGUCUACUGAUUCAUAGUUAACAGGCAGUGCCCUUACGUCUGAGCUACCUGGCGUCAUGGAAGUCCUCUCUGGGAGCAGCAUUUCAGUGGGCCUGGGGAAGGGGAUUAUUAUGUAGAAUUGACCCACCAUCAACAAUAUGACAGGAUGGCUAUCUGAGCCCCCAGGGCAGCCAGUGAUCUUGGAAUGCCAGCAUAUAGCUAGAGCUCUGUAGAAAAUGUGACAAAGAAGGACUUUGUCACUAGCUGGAUCCCCUUGGUGGGGUGAGGGUGGAUCUGUGUUACUGGAUUAUUUGAUGGUGUUAAUAACAGCUCUUCGAGGAGGGAGGAAGACUGAAAAAUGUAAGUAGUCACAUCUGUGAAUAUUAGGAUGUCCCCCAUUCUGAGCAGGGCUUGUUAUGCUCUGCUCCUGUCUUAAUUGUGAUAGAUGUUGCUAAGCAAAGAACUUAAUGAAUUACCUUGGAGGCAGAGUAAAUAAGCUAAGAGACAGAGAGCCAUGUCAUUGUUGCAUAUGAGCCUACCCGGUCCUGACAGGUUCAGGAGCAAGGAAACCUUUUUGGUUAUGAGUGGUUGAAUUUUGGCUUAAGUAGCUGCCAAUAUGUGCAAACAUAGUUGAAGUUUAACCUUUGAAACAUUUCUCCCUAUUAAAUCCUACCCAUAUUAUUAUUUCCUUAAGACAACCAGCAGAACUAGCAGCUGACCUGAAACGUCUCCUCUUCCCCUCCUCCCCAUUUUAAACUGCUGUCUCUUUUUUUCACUGGGAUGUGCUUUGAGCAAGAUAAAAUCUAUUUUGGCAUCCCAGUCAGAUACACCACAAAUGACUCCCCUAAGAAGUAAGGAAAGAAGGAGCUGGGCUUCUUUCAUUGGGUUCUGUGGCUUUCUGUGACCCCAGGAAAGCCUUGGGGAUCAUUUCCUUCUAUUUCUCCAAGAACUGGGAGCAAGUAAUUUGCUUACAAGCUCUGAGAAGAGGCAGAGAAAGAAGUAUAAGUAUUACUCUUUGAAAGGGGUGUCCUCUGAGAAAACACAUCUGCUCCUUCUCCACGGCUCCUUUGAGACUCAAAACCUGUUGGAAUUCCCCCUCACACAGAGCCAUUUCUGGGAAGGGUGACAACCUUGGAUGGAUCUGAGGAGCUGCCUCUUGCUUCCAGGAUUCAACUUUUCUACCUUGGACUUAGAAGCUGUGGACUUUCAUAUUUGACUUUUUACUUUUGAAAGACCAAGUAUGCCCAGAUUCUGCCACGGGCUUGGGCCCUUUCUUGUGACUGAAGAGGAAGAGUUCACCAGAGCUGAAUGAAGCAUCUGUAUGUUUGUGUGUCUGGAUAGGGGGAAACAUAUGAGGGGGGGAAGGGGGGGGGAAGGAUC